Messenger RNA from Bufo bufo (common toad), 594 nucleotides. Its product is annotated as gastrula zinc finger protein XlCGF16.1-like. The transcript is spliced from 3 exons. The record is from RefSeq and is a predicted model, not a curated record. Bases 1 to 594 code for a protein of 197 amino acids. Lineage: Eukaryota; Metazoa; Chordata; Amphibia; Anura; Bufonidae.
AUGCUGGUUCCUCUACCAGGAGAAGAUUGGAUGAAAGGCUCCCAAGGUCAUCUAAUUGUAACUCAAAACAUAGAAUAUAAUCAAUCACAGCUUGGCAUUAACCCAACUGGACAUAAUCUGGGUGAGAUGUCUGCUAGUUCUGAAUAUGGGAGAGAUUUGAAAAAUAAAUGUAAUCUUUCUGUGCACAAAGAAAUUCAGAAAGAUGAACGAACAUUUUCAUGUUCCGAAAGAGAGAAAAUGUUUAAUGUGUUAUCAAGUUUUGCUCAACAUCAGAGAAAUUCCACAGGAGAGAAGCCUUAUUCAUGUUCAGAAUGUGAGAAAACUUUUACUGUGAAAUCAAGUCUUCUUCGACAUCUCAGAAUUCACACAGGAGAAAAGCCAUUUUCAUGUCAGGAAUGUGGGGAGUUGUUUAAGCGUAAACAUCAUCUAGAACUACAUAUGAGAAGUCACACAGGAGAGAAGCCAUUUUUAUGUUCGGAAUGUGGAAAGGUUACUGUGUGGUUCUCCAUUCUGCUCGACAACCAUGUUGUUACCACCAUGGUCGGAGUACAGUCCAGGAGCAUAGCUCGACCAGAACUGAAGAACAGAUUUUGA